Messenger RNA from Caenorhabditis auriculariae, 3042 nucleotides. The record is from the annotation of a GenBank genome assembly. Lineage: Eukaryota; Metazoa; Nematoda; Chromadorea; Rhabditida; Rhabditidae.
AUGAAUGAGCUCAUUCCAAGACGCGGAGCUCGAUUGGAUGAGCCGCCAGAAGACGGAUUCGUCGUCGGAAAAGAAGAAUCUCUGGUGACGUCACUUCUCCUUUUCGGCGGCGUUACCGGAUACUCCACACGUGUUUGUACAAUUUGCAUAGGUAAUGAGAACGCCUACUCGUUUCUGCCAUUGUUCUGCUCCCGAUUUCUUUUUUUGCGAGACUGAAACUUCUUUUUCAUCAUUAGAUCUCGAUCACUUUUCAAAACCAAGGAUCAAAUGGCGUCGGCGAUGAAGUUCCAGUACUACUCGACGACCAAAAGGACCGCGGCCAAGUCGAUGUCCUCCAGCCUGUGAGUUUUGCUUCUAGCCAUUAAACUCCAGCUUUCAGGUCGACCAGCACCGAGACCCGUUUGGAGGAGUUCAAGCGACGUUUCCGACGCAGUGGCUCACUGGGAAUCCCAUUCGUUCCGGAAGAAGACGUCAGACAGGUCUUCCAGAACAACGACUCGUCCAAUAGAGAAGCCUCCAUCAAGGAGGACGACGAGGGACUCGCCAUUCUGACGGUGAUAGUGAAGACGUUGCGAGGCGUCGAGAAUAUCGGUCGCAUGGUGGAAGCUCUGCCGGUGGGUAGAAACUUGAACUGUGGAAAAUAAACAUGCCAAGAUUUUGACGCAAAAAUUCCAAAUAGUUACAAAAUCUUCUUUUAAGCUAAACCACGGGAGGUUCACCUUAGAAAUUGCGAUUUCUCGUUUUCAAAGCGGAGCUAUAAAUAACGAAAUAUCAGUUUGAAGAGAAUAAAACGAGGAAAACAAUUAGUUUCCAGUCUUCUGUAAGGCUUUUUGAACAAAGCAGACUGUAAGCAGUCUGCUUUGUUCAAAACUAAAAUGUUUUUUGAAUCUUAAAAAAACCACCGACCAGUGUAGCCCCCUCCGUGGCUACAAACUACUCUAGUUUUUUUUUCUUGCUUUAGCCAAAGACGCGUGUGAAGCACAUGGAGACGCGCGACAGCCAGGAUGGCUCAGUCGUCCAAAUGGACGUUCUUUUGGAGCUCGAGCUGGAGCUCGGCGUUGGAAAGCACUCGGCGAUGGAGCACAUGAGGAGAAACGGACUGGAGGUCAGGCCGACCGGCCAUCGGAGAUUCCGGGUUUUCAGGUCCACGAAGUGUCCUUCACAAUUCGUCCUUCUGUCACCGAAGAAUACGUUGAGCCGGGAUCUAAUGGUAAGUCCUAUAGAAUGACGCAGUUUCAGAACGAACAGAGAGCGUUGAUUUUCACAUUUUUUUUUCAAAUCUCAAGACGCGACGACGGGAUCUCAAUGGUUCCCUAAGAGUAUUUACGAACUGGACAUCUGCGCCAAACGAGUGAUCAUGUACGGCGCCGGCCUAGACGCAGAUCAUCCGGUCAGUCUCACUUGUCCCGUCCUCAAAAUGUCCUGUUGAGGGCUUCAAAGACGUGGAGUAUCGUCAGAGGCGGAUGAUGUUCGCCGACGUCGCUCUCAGCUACAAACAGUAAUUUGACAAGAAAUCCGGCAAAAUAUAGAAAAUCUUCAGCGGAGAGCCGAUCCCGCGGAUCGAAUACACGGCCAGUGAGACACACACCUGGGGAGUCAUCUACCGGAAGCUCCGUCAGCUCCACAAAAAGUACUUUAUUCGAAGCCACCGUCUGACUCAAACGAAUUAACUAAUGAAAACCUUUUCAAAGACACGACGAUUGUUCAUUUGCAUCCUUCAGACACGCAUGUAGAGAGUUCCUCGACAACUUUGAACUUCUUGAACGUCAUUGCGGCUACUCUGAGAACAACAUUCCGCAACUAGAGGACAUUUGUCGAUUCCUAAAAGGUGGGUUUCCAUCAUCUUCCCGUUGAGUUGACCGGGAACCUCAGCAAAGACGGGAUUCCGGGUGCGGCCGGUGGCUGGAUAUCUUUCCGCCCGGGACUUCCUUGCAGGACUUGCGUUUCGCGUCUUUUUCUGCACUCAGUACGUGCGACACCACGCCGACCCUUUCUACACUCCGGAACCGUUGGUCUUUGCACUUUAAAAGUUCAGGAGAAUGGACGUACUCAGAGGGAAGGUGGAUUUAAAAAACUGUUGCAUUUGAUGGUGAAAAAUCCAUUCAUCAUUGAUUAUCAAAAAGACGUAUAAAUCUUGAUGAAGAAUUUUUUUGACAUUGAAACCCAGAUCUGGGCCAGAUGAACAUUUUUAUUUAAAAAACGAGAAAUCGCAAAAUUUUCGAGAAAAAACUUUGUAACUAUCAAACCACACUUUGGAGUAAAAGUGAACGAAACUUUGGAAAUAUCUUUGGAUAGACCUGAACUCUUGCUCCAGCGAUACCGUACACGAACUGAUGGGUCACAUGGCAUUGUUCGCUGAACCUGACUUCGCGCAGUUCUCCCAAGAAAUCGGACUGGCGUCACUGGGUGCCAGCGAGGAGGAUCUCAAGAAACUAGCCACGGUGAGAGUUUAUACAUUUCUCCAGUGAAUAUUUCUCAGCUUUAUUUCUUCUCAAUCGAGUUUGGCCUCUCUUCGGAUAACUGCGCUGACACUCCUGACAAAGAAAACGCUGGGGAGAAACCUUCUAGGAAGUACAAAGUCUACGGAGCGGGACUGUUGAGCAGCGCCGGAGAACUCCAGGUUGGCUGACCGCGUCGAGAAUCGUUAAUAAGUUUGACUUCUGAAGCACGCUGUGGAGGGCAACGCGACCAUAAUACGUUUUGAUCCUGAUCGCGUCGUCGAACAAGAAUGUCUGAUCACGACUUUCCAGAACGCCUACUUCUACACUCGAAAUUUCGAGGAAGCUCAACAGAAACUUAGGUUUGACUCUUCCAUUCUACAAACGUGAUCUGCGGUUUCAGGAUGUUCACUAGCAACAUGAAACGCCCGUUUGUAGUGCGAUACAAUCCAUACACGGAGAGUGUAGAGGUCUGUUUUUGCAAACUGUUUUUCAUAGUCAUCCGUUGUAGGUGCUGAACAACCAGAGGUCGAUAAUGCUGGCCGUGAACUCUCUGCGUUCGGACAUCAAUCUCCUCGCCGGAGCUCUCCAUUACAUUCUUUGA